Messenger RNA from Paramecium octaurelia, 8474 nucleotides. NCBI's taxonomy places the organism in Eukaryota, Ciliophora, Oligohymenophorea, Peniculida, Parameciidae. The record is from the annotation of a GenBank genome assembly.
AUGAAAAGAAGGGGAUUAUUUUUAGUAUGCAUUUUACCACUCUGUAAAGAUAUAAAACAAUAUAAAGGGUGUUCGGCAUGCCCAAGUGGUAAAUAUGAAUCAUCUUCUGGAGGAGGGUGUAGUCAUAAUUGCAUGGCAUCCUGCACAACAUGUUCUAAUGGAACAACUUGUGAUUCAUGCAGCGGUGCGAACUAAUACUUAUCUUUACCAAGCCAAAUAUGCACAAGUUGUCCAACUGGUUGUUUGACCUGCGAUUCUUUUAGUUGUCUAUCCUGUACUACAGGAUAUUACCUUUCAACAAUAUGCAUCUAAUGCCCAACUCCAUGUAGCAUAUGCUCAUCCUCAACAAAUUGCUCUGCUUGCAAUUCUGGGUAUUAUUUAUCCGGAUCAUCCUGUCUUUCCUGCACUUCACCAAGUACAUAUUGUGGAAGUCCUUGCAGUUGUAGUAGUGGAUACUACUUAGUUGGUUCAUGCUGUUACCAAUGUUAAUCACCUUGCGCAUAGUGUUCAGGCUCUGCUACUUCUUGUACAGCUUGUGUUGAUCCUACCAAUUAAACAACUCCAACUUGUAAUUGCAACUUGCCAACAAAAUAUCUAGACUACCUUAACAAUUAUUAAUGCUCCAAUUGUGUUUCUCCUUGUCUUAAUUGUAGCUCUUCAUUAUCAUGCAGCAGCUGCAUAAAUACCUACUACUUAUAAGGUACAUCUUGCUACCCUUGUACAAGUCCAUGUGUUAAUUGUAAUACUUCAUCAACAAAUUGCACAUCCUGUAUUGAUUCAGCACAUUAAAGCAUUCCAACUUGUUCGUGCUCCUCUGGAUAUUUAAUGAAUACUUCUACUCAUAUGUGUAAUGCAUGUACCUUUCCAUGUGCAACAUGUCAAAAUUCAGUAACUGAAUGCUAUAGUUGUGCUUCAACAUAUUAAUACGAUUCAACAGCCCAUACUUGCACUUGCUUAACCAAUUAAUAUGAGGACAGUGGAUCACCUAAAACUUGCUAAAACUGUUCAUCUCCAUGUUUGACAUGUUCAAGCAAUGUUAAUUGCAAUUCAUGUAUAAGUGGGUUAAAUAGACACAUAUCAGGAAGUAGUUGUAUUUGUGAUGAUGGUUAUUAUGAUAAUGCUGGAGUUUGUACCUUAUGUUCAUUGCCUUGUACAAAAUGCACUUCAUCUACAGUUUGUACAGAAUGCAAUUAAAUAUCCUAUUAGGUGUUAAGUGAUUGCCAUUGCAUGGAUACAUACUAUAUGGAUGGUUCAUUUGAUUGUUAAUCAUGUAAUAGCCCAUGUCUUAACUGUUCAAGUAGCAGUGAUUGUACAUCUUGCAUCAAUAAUUACUAUUUAGACACUACUAAUUGUUUAUAAUGUACAUUACCAUGUUUCAAUUGUGUUGACAUAGAUACUAAAUGUACAUCAUGUGCACACUCUUAUUAAACGGUUUAAACAAAUUAAUGUGUAUGUGAUGAUGGAUAUUAUAUGGAUGCUUCUUAUUAUUGUUAAUUAUGUACUCAUCCUUGUUCUAAAUGUACAAAUACAAGUACAUAUUGCACAGAUUGUGCUAGUACAUUUAUUUCUAGUGGAUCGAAUACUUGUAUUUGUGCAGAUGGAAAAUAUGAAGAAACAACAAAUUCUCCCAGUGAUUGUUAAAGUUGUACUUCACCAUGUGUUAAAUGUGAAAUAACAUCUACUCAUUGUUUAACAUGUAUUGAUACUAAUUAAAGUGUUGAUCCAUCAUCAUAUUAAUGUAUAUGUAAUAUAGGUUGGGUUGCAAAUGGAAAUUAUUGUGAUUAAUGUGUAUCACCAUGUACAUCAUGUUCAGGAACUACAACUUUUUGUACAACUUGUAAAGAUGCUCAUCAUUAAAUUGUAAGUGGAUAAUGUAUAUGUGAAUCAGGAUGGGUAAAUGAUGCCAAUUAUGAUUGUUAACCAUGUGUAUCACCUUGUAGUUCAUGUUCAAUUAAUACAACUCAUUGCGAUUCAUGUUUAGAUAUACAUCAUACUAUUAAUGCUAGUUAUUAAUGCAUUUGUUAAGAUACAUAUUAUUCAGACACUAUAUCACAUUGCGAACCCUGUGUAUUACCUUGUGCAAAUUGUGAUAUCAAUGGAUGUCUUACUUGUAUUGAUACCAAUUAAUAUAUUGAUGCUAGUUUAGAUUGUGUUUGUANUACAACUACAUAUAUGUGUAAUAAUUGCGUUUCCCCUUGUCUAAAUUGUAGUACAGCAUCAUUGUGUGAUAGCUGUGUGAAUGGAUAUGUAAUAUCUGGACACUCUUGCCAACCUUGCACCAAGCCUUGCGCAAACUGCACUAUUACUUAAACUAAUUGUUAGACUUGUGUUGAUUCAGUGAACUAAACAACUCCCAGUUGUAGUUGUAACAGUGGCUUUAUAAUGAACUUGUCAACCUUUAUGUGUGAUCAAUGUGUUCAUCCAUGUGCAACAUGUCAAAAUUCAGUGACUGAAUGCUAUAGUUGUGCUUCAACAUAUUAAUAUGAUUCAACAGCCCAUACUUGUACUUGCUUAACCAAUUAAUAUGAAACCAUUGGAUUACCUAAAACUUGCUAAAACUGUUCAUCUCCAUGUUUGACAUGUUCAAGCAAUGUUAAUUGCAUUUCAUGUAUAAGUGGAUUAAAUAGACAUAUAUCAGGAAGUAGUUGUAUUUGUGAUGAUGGUUAUUAUGAUAAUGCUGGAGUUUGUACCUUAUGUUCAUUGCCUUGUACAAAAUGCACUUCAUCUACAGUUUGUACAGAAUGCAAUUAAAUAUCCUAUUAGGUGUUAAGUGAUUGUCAUUGCAUGGAUACAUACUAUAUGGAUGGUUCAUUUGAUUGUUAAUCAUGUAAUAGCCCAUGUCUUAACUGUUCAAGUAGCAGUGAUUGUACAUCUUGCAUCAAUAAUUACUAUUUAGACACUACUAAUUGUUUAUAAUGUACAUUACCAUGUUUCAAUUGUGUUGACAUAGAUACUAAAUGUACAUCAUGUGCACACUCUUAUUAAACGGUUUAAACAAAUUAAUGUGUAUGUGAUGAUGGAUAUUAUAUGGAUGCUUCUUAUUAUUGUUAAUUAUGUACUCAUCCUUGUUCUAAAUGUACAAAUACAAGUACAUAUUGCACAGAUUGUGCUAGUACAUUUAUUUCUAGUGGAUCGAAUACUUGUAUUUGUGCAGAUGGAAAAUAUGAAGAAACAACAAAUUCUCCCAGUGAUUGUUAAAGUUGUACUUCACCAUGUGUUAAAUGUGAAAUAACAUCUACUCAUUGUUUAACAUGUAUUGAUACUAAUUAAAGUGUUGAUCCAUCAUCAUAUUAAUGUAUAUGUAAUAUAGGUUGGGUUGCAAAUGGAAAUUAUUGUGAUUAAUGUGUAUCACCAUGUACAUCAUGUUCAGGAACUACAACUUUUUGUACAACUUGUAAAGAUGCUCAUCAUUAAAUUGUAAGUGGAUAAUGUAUAUGUGAAUCAGGAUGGGUAAAUGAUGCCAAUUAUGAUUGUUAACCAUGUGUAUCACCUUGUAGUUCAUGUUCAAUUAAUACAACUCAUUGCGAUUCAUGUUUAGAUAUACAUCAUACUAUUAAUGCUAGUUAUUAAUGCAUUUGUUAAGAUACAUAUUAUUCAGACACUAUAUCACAUUGCGAACCCUGUGUAUUACCUUGUGCAAAUUGUGAUAUCAAUGGAUGUCUUACUUGUAUUGAUACCAAUUAAUAUAUUGAUGCUAGUUUAGAUUGUGUUUGUANUGUGUUGAUUCAGUGAACUAAACAACUCCCAGUUGUAGUUGUAACAGUGGCUUUAUAAUGAACUUGUCAACCUUUAUGUGUGAUCAAUGUGUUCAUCCAUGUGCAACAUGUCAAAAUUCAGUGACUGAAUGCUAUAGUUGUGCUUCAACAUAUUAAUAUGAUUCAACAGCCCAUACUUGUACUUGCUUAACCAAUUAAUAUGAAACCAUUGGAUUACCUAAAACUUGCUAAAACUGUUCAUCUCCAUGUUUGACAUGUUCAAGCAAUGUUAAUUGCAUUUCAUGUAUAAGUGGAUUAAAUAGACAUAUAUCAGGAAGUAGUUGUAUUUGUGAUGAUGGUUAUUAUGAUAAUGCUGGAGUUUGUACCUUAUGUUCAUUGCCUUGUACAAAAUGCACUUCAUCUACAGUUUGUACAGAAUGCAAUUAAAUAUCCUAUUAGGUGUUAAGUGAUUGUCAUUGCAUGGAUACAUACUAUAUGGAUGGUUCAUUUGAUUGUUAAUCAUGUAAUAGCCCAUGUCUUAACUGUUCAAGUAGCAGUGAUUGUACAUCUUGCAUCAAUAAUUACUAUUUAGACACUACUAAUUGUUUAUAAUGUACAUUACCAUGUUUCAAUUGUGUUGACAUAGAUACUAAAUGUACAUCAUGUGCACACUCUUAUUAAACGGUUUAAACAAAUUAAUGUGUAUGUGAUGAUGGAUAUUAUAUGGAUGCUUCUUAUUAUUGUUAAUUAUGUACUCAUCCUUGUUCUAAAUGUACAAAUACAAGUACAUAUUGCACAGAUUGUGCUAGUACAUUUAUUUCUAGUGGAUCGAAUACUUGUAUUUGUGCAGAUGGAAAAUAUGAAGAAACAACAAAUUCUCCCAGUGAUUGUUAAAGUUGUACUUCACCAUGUGUUAAAUGUGAAAUAACAUCUACUCAUUGUUUAACAUGUAUUGAUACUAAUUAAAGUGUUGAUCCAUCAUCAUAUUAAUGUAUAUGUAAUAUAGGUUGGGUUGCAAAUGGAAAUUAUUGUGAUUAAUGUGUAUCACCAUGUACAUCAUGUUCAGGAACUACAACUUUUUGUACAACUUGUAAAGAUGCUCAUCAUUAAAUUGUAAGUGGAUAAUGUAUAUGUGAAUCAGGAUGGGUAAAUGAUGCCAAUUAUGAUUGUUAACCAUGUGUAUCACCUUGUAGUUCAUGUUCAAUUAAUACAACUCAUUGCGAUUCAUGUUUAGAUAUACAUCAUACUAUUAAUGCUAGUUAUUAAUGCAUUUGUUAAGAUACAUAUUAUUCAGACACUAUAUCACAUUGCGAACCCUGUGUAUUACCUUGUGCAAAUUGUGAUACCAAUGGAUGUCUUACUUGUAUUGAUACCAAUUAAUAUAUUGAUGCUAGUUUAGAUUGUGUUUGUAGUAAUGGUUAUUAUAUGGAUUCAGUUAAUUGCUUGCAAUGCUAAUUACCUUGUGUACAUUGUACAUCAUUGCUAGAUUGUUUAACUUGUAUUGAUGCUAAUUAAACUGUUGUAGGCGAUAGAUGUAUUUGUAAUCCUGGUUAUUAUGCAAGUGGAAAUUAUUGUAAUUUAUGCUAACUACCAUGUACGAAAUGUGUAACUACAUAAAACACAUGUACAGAAUGCGUAGAUCCUAAUCAUUUACUCAUUAAAAAUGAUUGCGUUUGUAAAACUGGAUAUGGAUAAUCUGGAUUGAAUGGUAAUUAUUGUUCUUUGUGUUAAUAUCCAUGUUUAGAAUGUUCAAUUAAUGUAAAUACUUGUACUAAAUGUGUUGAUUAAAUAUUAUUUAAACUAGAAAAUAAUCAGUGUAAAUGUCAAGAAGGAUUUUAUAAAGAUAAUAAUAAUUAAUGUUAAUUGUGUGCUCCUUAAUGUAAAACUUGCGAAUAAUUUUAAGAUUAUUGUUUGAUUUGUAAGAAUGAUUCUUUUGUUUUAUUGAAUAAUUAAUGUUCUUGCAAUUCGGGUUAGUUUUUAAAUAAUCAAAACAACUGUUAAGGUUGUAUAGAUUACUGCUUACAAUGCAAUGAUUAAUUCAGUUGUGAAGUUUGCAAAGAAGGUUACUAUUAUGAAUCCAUGUAAUGCAAUAAAUGUAGUAAUAAUUGUAAGACUUGCUUAAAUUAAAAUGAUUUUUGUUAAAGUUGUAACAACAACUACAAUCUGAUUAAUAACUAAUGUAUUUGUGGAGUUGGGUAUUAUGAAUAGAAUGACACUUGUAUAGAAUGUAAGUAACCUUGUAUUGAAUGUUCAAAUGUGUCUAUUUGUUUAUAAUGUGCUUAAAUUUAGAAAUUAAGUUUGAGUAAUUAAUAGAAAUGUAUAUGCUAAGAUGGAUAUUAUUGGUCUAUUUCUGAAUGUUAACCUUGUAAUUCAAAUUGCUUAACAUGUCAAGAGACAAGUACCAAAUGUUUAAGUUGUAAUGUAUCUUUAAAUCUGAUACUUCAAAAUAAUUAAUGCGUUUGUUCUUCAAAUUAUUAUUUAUCUAAUGAAAACAUAUGUACUACAUGUGAUUCAGAACAAGGUAAAGUGACUGAAAGUUGCAGCUACAAAGACUGCAAUGAUUUAGUAUGGACAUAUGGUGAAGACUGCGAUGAUGGAAAUUAAAUAUUAGGUGAUGGCUGUUCAAAUUGCAAGAUUGAUAACAAUUACAUUUGUGCAAAUACAAUACUAUAAAUAUCACUAUGUUAUUAAUGUCCUCAAUAUUGUAUCUCCUGCCAAUAAAACUAAAUUACGAAAUAGAGUGAAUGUGUAAAAUGUAAGUCGGGAUAUUAUUUGAAUGAAAAUUUAUGUUAAAUCUGUGAUAAAUAAUGUAAGGAAUGUGAGUCUAGUCCAUAAAAUUGUACAUCCUGUAGAUUUUUAUAAUUAUCAUCCUAAAAGUGCAAAUUGUGCGAAUCUAAAUAAGGCUAUUAUUCAGAUUACUCUACUGACACAUGCUAUACUAAAUGUGGUGACUCUAUUGUUGCUGAUUCUGAAUAAUGUGAUGAUGGAAAUUAAAUUAAUGGAGAUGGGUGUAAUAAUAAAUGUCUUAUAGAGAAAAAAUUUAUAUGUUAAAAUGAUGUUUGUAUCACUCCAAAUUAUCCAAAUCCAAAAUUAUCAAUUUUUGGAAGUCCAAAAAGAUAUGAAAAAGAAAGAUCCUUUAAAUUAGAAUACAAUGUUCCCCUGAAAAUUAUAAAAUCUAGCUUUGAUUUAUCCUCUGAUUUGAAAUUCUAUAUUGAAAAUAGAUCUGGAGAUGUGUAUUUAUUAGAUUAUCCAUAUACUUUUAUUUAAAAUAUGACUGAAGUUGAAAAUUCAUAUUAUUAUUAUGAGGCAAUAAUAACAUUGCAAUUAAAUUAAUCAUCUUACUAUUAGAUAUUUAAUAUUUAUUUUCUCAAUCUAUCUUUAAUUCAAUCAAAUGAAGGAUAUGAAUAGAUAAUUGAUCAUGUAAAAGCAUCGAUUGAAGAAUAUUUAUAUGUGGAUGAAACAACCUAAAGUUUAACAGAAACCUUAGAGAGUUUCAGUAUUAAUUUGUUUUACAUUUUACUCAUAUUGUUAGCAGUUUCAAUUUUAUUGGGAGGUUUGGAUAUUUUUUAUAAUCUUUUAGAUACAAUUCAACUUUUAUCCUAUCUUAAGUAUAUCAAUCUUAAAUUCCCUUAUAAUUUACAAACAUAUUUUGAGAUUUUUGGAUUUGCCUAACUUUCAUUUAUUCAAAAUUAUUUAAAUAUCGAAGAUUUUUUUUCAAAUUUUAUUUCUAUUCAAGACCUCAAACCUCUGCCUAAGAAAAUUCGAGAUGAUAAUUAUUCUUCUAUUUAUUUAGUAAAUAUCUGUCAAAUAGUAACAGUAUAUGUAAUGCUUUUUGGAAUUUAUUCUGUGGCUGUUAUUAUUCCACUUACAAUAAGAUAAGUUAGAUUCAAAUAUUAUGAAGAUUAUCCUGAAAAGGAUGCCUUUACUUUAAAAUUAAAGGUAUAUUUUCUUUCGAUUAAAAUAUUUAUUGGAGAAAUGUGUAGUAAAAUUGUCAAUGAGUUAUUUUACAGUGGAAUACUGAGAACAUUUAUGGCAACUGCAUAUGAUUAUUCAUUUAUUAUGGUAUUGCAAAUUUAUUCAAUUGAUAUAAGUUCAAACUCGCUUUUGCUUUCUUUUAGUUCAUUAAUGUCUUUAUUUGCGUUUACAUUUUAUAUUACUAUCUGUUUAUUAAUAAUUUAUUUACUGGGAAAACAAAAACUGUCUUUGACAUCAAAACCAAACAUAGAAAAAUUUGGUUCAAUAAUUGAAGGAAUCAAACUCAAAAACAAUUAUCAAAAAUUUUUUAAUGUUGCAUUAUUAAUAAAAAAAUUACUGUUUAUGGUAAUUCUAGUAUUUUGUUAUGAAGACCCAUUAAGCUAAACCGUAAAUUUAUUCCUAUUAUCACUAAUAACAGCUUUGUAUUUAUUUCAUCAUAAACCGAUUUAAGAUUAAAAUGAAUAUAACAAAUAAUUAUCAACAGAAGUUAGUUUAUGUCUGACUUAUGUUUUUCUUAUUAUUUUAAUAGUAAAUGAUUAAAUAAAGAAGCUGAAUUUUAAAGAGUAAUCAUAUAUUGGUUGGAUUUGCAUUUUAUUCAUAACUUCAAUCAUCGUGAUUUAAUUAAUUAUAGAUUUAAUACAAUAAUGGAGGAUGCUAUUGAAAAAGUUUGCUACUCUACGACGCUUUAUAAAUAAAAUAUCAAAUAUGUUUAAAAAGAAGGCAGAAGAAGCUCGUCCUGAUCAAAAUGUUUUUGAAGAAAUUCAAAAUCAUGAAUUUUACUAAUCUAUAAUUUUAUAUAAAUGA